UUAUUAAUUAUACCUCAGGAAGAGUCCACACUCCACACACGCUGGUCGACUCCACCACGCAAGAGAUGGCCGCCGCCGCCGCCGCAGCAGCAGACCACGAUGCCGCGCCGCGCGCGCACGCGCUCAUCCUCCCGUACCCGGCGCAGGGCCAUGUCAUCCCGCUCAUGGAGCUCGCGUACUGCCUCAUCGACCGUGGCUUCGCCGUCACCUUCGUCAACACCGAGCACAACCACCGCCGCGUCGUGGCCGCCGCCGCUGGCGCAGGCGGCGUGCAAGCACCGGGGAGCCGGGCACGGCGCCUGCGGCUCGUGGCGGUGGCGGACGGGAUGGGCGACGGCGACGACCGGGACAACCUAGUCCGCCUCAACGCCGUCAUGGAGGAGGCCAUCCCGCCUCAGCUGGAGCCGAUUCUUGAUGGCGCCGGCGGCGAGGGGCAGCUGGGCAAGGUGACGUGCGUGGUGGUCGAUGUCGGCAUGUCGUGGGCGCUCGAUGCCGUGAAGCGGAGGGGCCUCCCGGGCGCCGCGCUCUGGGCAGCGUCGGCGGCGGUGCUCGCCGUGCUACUCGGAGCGCAGAAGCUGAUACGCGAUGGCGUCAUUGAUGACGACGGUGCACCACUCAAAUUAGAGAACAACUCAUUCCGUCUCUCCGAGUUCACGCCACCCAUGGACGCGACCUUCCUUGCAUGGAACUUCAUGGGCAACCGUGAUGCAGAACGUAUGGUGUUCCAUUACCUUACCUCCUCCGCACGGGCUGCUGCGGCCAAAGCAGACAUUCUCCUCUGCAACUCAUUCGUGGAGUUGGAGCCAGCCAUCUUUACUCUAAAAUCCCCAGCCACCAUCCUCCCUAUUGGACCACUUCGUACCGGGCAGCGUUUUGCUCAUCAGGUAGAAGUGGUUGGGCACUUUUGGCAAACCAAUGAUGACACAUGCCUCUCUUUCCUUGAUGAACAACCCUAUGGUUCUGUUGUAUAUGUGGCAUUUGGCAGUCUUACUAUCAUGAGCCCAGGACAACUAAAGGAACUUGCACUAGGGCUAGAGGCUUCUGGUCAUCCAUUUCUAUGGGUAGUUAGGCCUGGACUUGCUGGUAACCUCCCUACCUCAUUCUUGGACGCCACCAUGGGACAAGGAAAGGGUAUAGUGGUGGAGUGGGCUCCACAGGAACAGGUGCUAGCGCACCCUGCAGUUGGGUGCUUUGUAACGCAUUGCGGGUGGAACUCAACGGUAGAGAGCAUUCGUAAUGGAGUGCCCAUGCUAUGUUGGCCAUAUUUCACCGAUCAGUUCACAAAUCAAAUAUACAUUUGUGAUAUUUGGCGGAUUGGGCUAAAGAUGGUGCAAACCUGUGGUGAGGGGAUCGUGACCAAGGAGAUAAUGGUAGAGAGGUUGAAAGAGCUACUACUAGAUGAGGGUAUCAAGGAAAGGGUGCAAAGGUUGAAGGAGUUUGCAGAAACAAACAUGAGCGAAGAGGGUGAGUCCACCAGUAAUUUGAACGCAGUUGUCGAGCUUAUGACAAGGCCAAUGUCAUAGAAUAUGGUUUAACGCAGGUUUUACGUUACUAUUGAUCCAAUGAAUAAUGAUAUUUCAUACUUCAUUUUUAUGGACCUGAAGUUUGCUUUGCAACCUAUGAUUGUUAAAACCAUCUAAUGUACGUGCUAUAUGCUCUAAAAGUAAUAUGUGUAAAUGUGUAUGGUACAAAUGCAUAUAUACUCCCUUUUUUUAUGUAGUUACCAACGUCAUAUAUAUUAAAUUUUGGAAGUAGUAUUUAUUUCA
This is a messenger RNA of Oryza sativa Japonica Group (Japanese rice), 1766 nucleotides long. RefSeq names its product UDP-glycosyltransferase 83A1. Lineage: Eukaryota; Viridiplantae; Streptophyta; Magnoliopsida; Poales; Poaceae. The record is from RefSeq and is a predicted model, not a curated record. Gene Ontology annotation, molecular function: UDP-glycosyltransferase activity.